Messenger RNA from Dicentrarchus labrax (European seabass), 3342 nucleotides. RefSeq names its product potassium voltage-gated channel interacting protein 4a (gene kcnip4a). Gene Ontology annotation, cellular component: voltage-gated potassium channel complex. The transcript is spliced from 8 exons. Lineage: Eukaryota; Metazoa; Chordata; Actinopteri; Moronidae. Gene Ontology annotation, molecular function: potassium channel regulator activity; calcium ion binding. The record is from RefSeq and is a predicted model, not a curated record. Bases 654 to 1328 code for a protein of 224 amino acids. Gene Ontology annotation, biological process: regulation of potassium ion transmembrane transport.
CAGCAGGCGCACUACGAGAUCAAGUGUGGGAGUGUAUGUUUGUUUGUGUGUCUGAGAGAUAGAGGGAGAGACUCAUUGGAUAACCACUGUAUUUUGAAGCCAACAGAGUAGUCUGUAGUACACAGAAGAAGAGUAGGACUUUGUUUGCUCAGAGGAGUUGCAGAAAAAGUCAGGAGGAGUGAAUGUUGGAGGAAGACAAAAAGAGAGAAGCGAGACAAAAAGAGAGACAAGCCCCCCCACCUUCCCCAGAGAGCAGGAGGUAAACCGCCGGUAAGCAAAUAUUAAUGACCUGACAUAAAAGCACACAACCAUCCCUGUGUUUAUCAAGACAGCCUUACCUUGGAGCCGUGCACCAGAGGAGCCUGGACAUAUAUACACACACCCGCGCAAGACGAGCCCCCCUCACUGCUCCCCACUUGCUCAUGAUCAUCACUCCCGCCACACGCAGACACAAGGGCCACGCUGACACAGCCAGAGGAGUGUAGGAGAGAAGAGGACACUCGCCCUGUCGUGGGACUUUGUCAAAGUACUAGUCUUCCUUGGAUUUUUUUUUGUUUUUGUUUUUACCCUGAAAGACAGAGUCGUCCUUUUGUGCUGACCUUUCCAAGGCCCCCCCCCCACCCCCCUACCCCACUCCAACCCCAGGAGCAAAGAUGAGCUGCAGGAAAAGGUGCAAACGGGAGAUCUUCAAGUUUGCACAGUACCUGUUCAGACUCGUCACGGGCACGCUCAACACCGACAGCGUCGAAGAUGAGCUUGAACUAUCUGCAGUCCGCCAUCGCCCAGAGGGCCUGGAACAGCUUGAAGCCCAGACACGUUUCUCCCGCAAGGAGCUACAAAUCCUUUACCGCGGCUUCAAGAACGAAUGCCCCAGUGGAGUCGUCAACGAAGAAACUUUUAAAGACAUCUACUCGCAGUUCUUUCCACAAGGAGAUGCUUCAACAUAUGCACAUUUCCUCUUCAAUGCAUUUGACACAGAUCACAAUGGCUCUGUGAGUUUUGAGGAUUUUGUUAUGGGCCUUUCUAUCCUCCUGCGAGGCACAAUCCAGGAAAAACUCAACUGGGCUUUCAACCUGUAUGAUAUUAAUAAAGAUGGAUAUAUCACUAAAGAGGAAAUGCUAGACAUCAUGAAGGCCAUCUACGACAUGAUGGGAAAAUGCACAUACCCUGUUCUCAAAGAGGAGACGCCUCGUCAGCAUGUAGAAGUAUUCUUUCAGAAGAUGGAUAAAAAUAAAGAUGGAGUGGUAACCAUAGACGAGUUCAUCGACUGCUGCCAAAAUGAUGAAAACAUCAUGCGAUCAAUGCACCUCUUUGAAAAUGUUCUUUAACUUUUGGCUGACAGUGGAAGGCUUUGGAAGAGAACACCAUCUUUAGCUUGGCCCAAUAACUGACUUGGACUCAUACUGUGUACAGUGUGCUAUGCAGACUUUUGACCAUAGAUAAAAUAUUGUUCAUUACUGUGGGCCACGAGUAGGAGUAGGCAAUAUGGUGCAGACACUCUGGAAUUAAUUGCCCGUUGAGCAUUUUAUUGAAGAAGUAGAAUUACAUAAAAAAACAAAUAGAAAGGACAGGAAAAAACUAAGUUUUUGAAGCUAUAGUUUGACCUUUCAAAAUGAAAACAUCCUAACUCCAAGGUUGAUUUCCGCCACCUGUUUCUGGAGUGUCUCUCUAUUUGCUGAACACCGAGUUCAGCAACGUGUGAUAGCCUCCGACGUUAUAAACACAGACAUUUCCGAUGAAGGGGUUUAGACCGGUUCCUUCCGUCUCUGUUGCAGCCGUGACUCGUUUUAUUUACUGCCAGGUGAAAUCACUGUGAAUUUUUACAGCAUCAAAAAAAAAAAAAAAAACUGAACAAAAUAUCUGACGUCUCUGUUUUGACAUUCCAGACCGGCUCUCAAUUCCAGAGUGUUCUUACCCCGACUUAAUUAACCAUUGUGGUCUGUCUUUUUGCUCUUUGAAAGGAAGCAUUUAGAGAAAAACAACACAUCCAUUGUAUCAUUUUAAAUUGUACAUACUAUAGAUAAAGCAUUAGAUAAGAACUCUAUGAGAAACUUUUCAACUUUGUUCAUGUUUACUUGCCAACUAGAAUGAGACAACACAAGGAUUGUAUUGAUGUCAAAUCGGACCAUAAUAUCGAUGGUUUGUCUACAGAAGCACACAGGUAGCUAUAUUUACCAUGAGUAUAACAUUAGAUGACAAUAUCUUUGACAUAAGAUAAAUGCUGCUUUCGGUGUAUUUCAUUUAACCCUGUGUAUGUACGUUCCCUGUAAAGUAAACCUAUCCAUAUGUUUUUAUUUUUGUUUUUGCAGCACUGUUUAGGAGUUUACACUAAGAACAGUACUGGAGAUUAUUUAUACGGUAUUAUGAUCAUUGUACAAAAAUAUUAUCAGUUGUACAGUAUUAAAUGAAAGUUUGCUCUCGGGUGAAUUACAGAUCUUUAGAUUUGUCCAUAUAAUUCACUGUUUUUAGUGGGGGUUUGGUUGUUGAUAAAAACACUGUAACUUUGUAUUAUACUAAUCAUUUUUGGGUUGUUGGCUAAUAUGCUUCCUGCUGUUUUCCUCCUCCUCUUCCUCCUCCUGGUCCUGUGGGCUAAAGUCUGGCUGCCCACACCUAUUCAACCUGAUUGGUUCCUGCUGUCUGUGAUUAAAGCAUUGCUUGGCCCCAAAUGUGAGCAAACACAAGGCAUGCUGGGUAGAAGUCUCACUCACUGAUUUCCUCUUGCUCGUUGGAAACUACUGGAUCACUGAGAGAAGUGUCUGGACAUUAUGUAAGUAAGUUAAGAGUGUUGCAAUAUGACUUGUUCUUGUUUUUAUCAAUGACUUGGAUAUUGGAUACAGGAAGUAUCCAUCAAACCAGCUGUAUACUUGACAAGUGGCUGAUGUUUGCUGAAUAAUUUGCAGCAUUUGACAGUUUAUCAUGUUGUUUUUCAUUCAUGCAGUCUGUCAGUGCACUGCGUUACUGGCAGUCGCAAUCACAAACACAAAACUCCUCAGUGAGGCAUGUUACUCAUCUAUUCAUUAAGUAAAGAAAAUGGCACAUUUUUCUCAGUUGUAUUCUUUCUGCUCAUAUUAUUGAAGGUAAUGUUUAUAUUUCCCACCAUGAAAUGCAUCAAACCUGCCAUUGUUUCCUUAAUUUGUGUGCCUUAAUGUUUGUAAAAUGUUACAUGUAAGUGUGGUUGACAACUCAAGUUUUUAUUCUUAGGAAUAUGAUUAUAAACUGAUGAAAUUGGGGGGACUACAUUUACUACAUUACCCACUUCUAAAUAUAUCUACAAUAGAUCCCAAAAAACAAUCAAGUCUAUGACAAAAGUGACAAAAAUAAACAGUACAAAAAGCUUACAAA